Molecule: messenger RNA, 2477 nt
Organism: Rhinichthys klamathensis goyatoka
Lineage: Eukaryota; Metazoa; Chordata; Actinopteri; Cypriniformes; Leuciscidae
Product: platelet glycoprotein Ib alpha chain
Exons: 2
Coding region: 77-2380 (767 amino acids)
Molecular function (GO): protein binding
Source: RefSeq, a predicted model, not a curated record
AAGAAAAUAAUGUCACUGAACAAAUAGCGUCUUUAUUUUCUUUUGUUUUGUUAGACUGUAUUAUAUAUUGGCAGCUAUGCUUAAAAAUGUCUGGUUUCUUCCAGUUGUCGUGAUGCGACGCUUCGUCUUCCUCAUGAUGCAGUGCUGCGUCGUCAUGAGCGUCAGCUGUCCGGCGGACAGGAACCAGGACCACCGGCCCCGCGUGAGCUGUGUGGGCCAGAGCCUGACGACGGUUCCUGACGGGAUCAAGCCCGACACGCAGGUUCUGGUUCUCACAGGAAACCACUUCAGUUCUCUGUCCUGGUCCUCGUAUUCUGGAUUCACACAACUGCACGAGCUGGACCUGAGCCACAAUCUCAUCACCACGCUGGAGCCGCCAGGUCCAGAGUUGGGGAACCUGAGCGUGUUGCGUUUGUCUGGUAACAGGUUAACUGGUUUGGGAGGACUGGUGUUCCGCUGCGCUCCGAACCUGAUGGAGAUCUUCUUGGACGCCAACCAGAUCCGUUCCCUUCACGACGCCACCUUCAGCGAACUCCCACGUCUGGAGAUCAUCAAUCUCUCUCAGAAUAAGCUUCCCGCCCUGCCGGCUCGCCUCCUGGAGCGAGUGUCUUCCAGCAGCCUGAAGACGUUUGAUUUGGAGAAUAACAGCGUCUCGCUGAUGCCCGACAGGUUCUUCUCGUCUAAACCCGAGUUACCGUACGUUUUCCUGUCCUAUAAUCCCUGGAUCUGCAGCUGUGCUGUAGGUUAUCUCCACAGCUACCUGAGCGACCAGGAGCACAACGUCUACAAGCAUGAAGGACCGAACGGCCUCGAUCCCGCCGCCGACAGUGUUGUGUGUUCUGGGCCACCUCAUCUAUUCCAACGGCCCAUCAUUGAACUGGAAGAGAACGACUUCUGCCCUCCAGAUCCACCUCUCUACCCCAACGGAGACUGGGAUUUCAAACCCAUUCCUACUAUAAUCCCAGCUAAACCAAAUUCCAGCCCUCAAACCCCUCCUGCUCCACACGACACCACCGACAUCACCCUCCUGCCCGCUUCCACCAAAUCCUGGACCCCCACCUGGUCCUGGGUCAGAGCUGAGUCCUGGAGUAAAACAAGGUCUGAAUUCUGGACCACGUGGGAGCUUUUUAGCUUGAAUCCAAUGACUAGUCCAGAGAUUCCCACUCCAGACGCCACUGAAUCACUUGCCUACACAACACAAUCAAACACCAGGAUUACUGACCCGUACCAACCCACAACUUCUGGACCCAUUACUGCCGGAUCCCAAGGGCAAAGUACAAUCGGAUCUGAACCGCACACUUCCAGAACGAUCUUGAUCCAGACCGAACCACCAACCGUUGGACCCUAUACAGCCAGAUCCUAUGAUCAAAGUACUUCCCGACUGGAUCCUCACUCCUCUAGCGCAACGAUCACGGUCCAGACUGAACCACCAACCAUUGGACUCAUUACUGCCGGAUCCCAAGGUCAAAGUACCAUCGGAUCUGAACCGCACACUUCCAGAACGAUCACGAUCCAGACUGAACCACCAACCAUUGGACCCAUUAUUGCCGGAUCCCAAGGUCAAAGUACCACCGGAUCCUCCAGAACAACGAUCACGGUCCAGACCGAACCACCAACCGUUGAGCGGAUCAUUCCCCAAACAGAACCGCCCACUAGUGUCGGUCCGCACUGGGCAGAUGCUCGUGGUGCGGGUGGAAGGAUCCUGCCGUGGUGCUGGUGGUUAUUUGCCGGUUUCGUGUUGUUGUGUUUGCUAUCGGCUCUCACGUCAUGUGUCCUGUGUGUUUGGCUCCUGAGGAACCACCUCACCGUCAGCCGGUGGCUCAAGCAUCACGGCUUGCCUCGCUCGGACAGCGACGGGGUCACCCUACAGGCGUACAGAUACACUGAACACGCACAGCGAAGGGAGGAUGAAGGUGAGCGCGUGAGCUUUAUACCCCUAAAACAGCUCAGAGACGUUCAAGCCGUGUUCCGAAGCGUCCUCUUCAUCAACCCGCCGGAAGAGCAGAAACACCACACUAAAGGGAGAGAUGCUGCUUCCAAAGUAGAGCUGGUUUCUGUAGCAGGCGGAGCGAGAGAUAAGGAGCGGGAGCCGGCGAUGAGCGGGGAAGUGUUCAGGAAGACCCUGCACAGGGUGAUUAGCCGAGAAGAGGAAGCAGACGGAUGGAGAGAGGAAGAGGAGGCAGACGGAAGGAGAGAGGGAGAGUGUGUGCGGAGCGGAGAGGGGUCGACCGCCCGCUAUAGUCUAAUCCUGAGGGAGGAGAGAGGAACACAGCGAGAGAUGCAGUGGGUGGUUGGGGAAUGGGAACUGGGGGAUGAGGGCGUGGUCUAUCAGAGGUCCUGCUCUCUGAUUGGCCAGCUCUCCUCUGUCGCUCAGGAGUGAACCGUCAUUGGAUACGAACUUGGUUUUGUCUGUUAACGCUCAAAUAUUGAUUGUUGAUUCCAAGCCAAUAAAUUGUUUCAAUGCAGCUACAGAAAAA